UAACCACGGUCAUUAGUACUUAGCGGUUCCAAUAGUCCAAACGUAUGAACAAAACUGACACGACCUUCUCGCAUACGUUCCAACAAUGGCAAUUUACACGGUCGACUACAUACCGCGGAACGGUGAAUCCCAAAUCUCUCAACGCAAAACUGGUUCCGCCAUCAAUCAUCGACGCGAUUUUUUGUGCUCGCUUUGUUCUCAUUCCUUUUUAUUAAAAGUUUCUACAAGCUUACGUCAUUUUACGAUAAAAAAAAAUACUUGUAGAUGUUGUCUAUUGUUGAAGCGGUUCAAAUCGCAGUAUAUAAACCCCGACGAUGGCAAAGAUAUUUCAUCAGUUCCAGGGCUGUUUUUGUACAGUGGACACCAAGAUGAAAGUUAGCUUCGUAAUUUUGGCAGUUUGUGUCUGCCUAGUUUAUGGAGGCAAAUAUGGAGGAGGUGGUGGAGGAGGAGGAGGAGGCGGUGGUGGAUUUGGAGGCGGCGGUGGUCAUCAUGGAGGAGGAUUUGGUGGCCAAGGGGGUGGUGGCCAUGGAGGUGGUCUUGGCGGAGGCGGUGGUCUCGGCGGUGGUCACGGCGGUGGUCUUGGCGGUGGUCUUGGUGGAGGCGGUGGUGGCCAUGGAGGAGGUGGACAUGGAGGUGGCGGCCAUGGAGGAGGAGGUUUUGGAGGAAACCAAGGAGGUGGAGGAGGUCAUGGAGGAGGAUCGGGUGCAUGGAGUCAAUCCUCAAGUUCUGCUGGAUCUUAUGGACAUGGAGGAGGAUAUGGAAAGAAAUAAACGCUGUGCCCAGAAUAAAAUACGUUAUACAAUUACUCACAAUACCUCCUUUUACUAACUGUAACUAUUUUUGUUAGUUUUUUACAAAAAAAUUGAAUAAACUGUACUUUUUUGGAAAAAAAA
Molecule: messenger RNA, 893 nt
Organism: Onthophagus taurus
Lineage: Eukaryota; Metazoa; Arthropoda; Insecta; Coleoptera; Scarabaeidae
Product: holotricin-3-like
Source: RefSeq, a predicted model, not a curated record